AACAUGCUUGAAGAACUAGUAAUUCAUAAGCCAGAUGAUCCCAUUCAGUAUAUGAUAAACCAUUUAAAGCAGAACAACGAUGAUGCUCCAAGAAUUUGUGUACUUGGUCCACCUGCGUCUGGGAAAACUACAGUUGCAAUGUGGCUUUGUAAACAUUUGGAUGCCAUACGUAUCUCUCGGGAGACUUUGUUAUUCAAGGAAAUAUUAGCGCUGACAAAAGAAGCAAAGGCAUAUAAAGAAAGAAAGCAGAAAAUUCCCAACGCGCUUUGGGCCAAUCUGAUCCAGGAACGUCUGUCAAACGUGGACUGCAUCAAACAAGGAUGGAUUUUGGAAGGCUUCCCUGAAAAUCAGGAACAGGCAUGGAUGCUGCAAUCAUCUGGCAUCAUUCCUAGGCAUGUUGUUGUGCUUUAUGCUCCAGACACUGUGCUGAUUGAGAGGAACAGUGGGAAAAGGCUUGAUCCCGUCACAGAAGAGGUGUACCAUACGACCUUUGACUGGCCAAGUGAUCUGCUGGUACAGCAACGUUUGGUGAAACCAGAAGAUCUAUCUGAACAGGAGAUGUCAAAGAAACUGCUGAAAUAUCACAGAAACUUCCCUGAGGUUUUCCAGAUCUACCAAAAAGUUUUGAAAUCGAUCAAUGCAGACCAGCCUUCCAUGGAUGUCCUCUCACAGGUUCUUACCUAUGUCCAAACACGGCACCGAUCAGCCGCCCCCUUUACACCACGGAUUCUCUUCUGUGGACCCCCAGGCAGUGGGAAGAGCCUGCAGGCAGCACUAAUAGCUCAGAAAUACGGUGUUGUCAACAUUUGCUGUGGGCAACUGCUAAAGGAAGUUGUUGCAGACAAGACAAAACUUGGAGAACUCGUUAAGCCUUAUAUUGACAAUGGAUACCCAG
Molecule: messenger RNA, 895 nt
Organism: Pelecanus crispus (Dalmatian pelican)
Lineage: Eukaryota; Metazoa; Chordata; Aves; Pelecaniformes; Pelecanidae
Source: RefSeq, a predicted model, not a curated record